Molecule: messenger RNA, 1088 nt
Organism: Neogale vison (American mink)
Lineage: Eukaryota; Metazoa; Chordata; Mammalia; Carnivora; Mustelidae
Gene: NUDT16L1
Product: nudix hydrolase 16 like 1
Exons: 4
Coding region: 91-726 (211 amino acids)
Cellular component (GO): nucleus
Molecular function (GO): snoRNA binding
Source: RefSeq, a predicted model, not a curated record
GGCUGUCUACGGAUUGGUCGGGCCCGGCGGGGGCGGGCCCGCGCAUGCACUUAAGGAACGGCGCCGCGGCCGAGGCGGGGCAGUGUCAAGAUGUCGGCGGCAGUCCCGGAGCUGAAGCAGAUCAGCCGGGUGGAGGCUAUGCGCCUGGGGCCGGGCUGGAGCCACUCGUGCCACGCCAUGCUGUACGCCGCCAACCCCGGGCAGCUCUUCGGCCGCAUCCCUAUGCGCUUCUCGGUGCUGAUGCAGAUGCGCUUCGACGGGCUGCUGGGUUUUCCCGGGGGCUUCGUGGACCGGCGGUUUUGGUCUCUGGAGGACGGUCUGAACCGGGUACUGGGCCUGGGCCUGGGCUGCCUGCGCCUCACGGAGGCCGACUACCUGAGCUCGCACCUGACCGAGGGCCCGCACCGCGUCGUGGCGCAUCUGUACGCACGGCAACUGACGCUGGAGCAGCUGCACGCCGUGGAAAUCAGCGCGGUGCAUUCGCGCGAUCACGGCCUGGAGGUGGGGCCGCCGCCCGGGCCCCGCCCCCCGCCCCGGGGUUUGGCUCUGGCCCCGUGGAAGGCACCGAUGGGUGCUGGGGCUUGUGCGAGUCCCACUUUACACCCAAAAGGACCGAGUCGGUGGCUUUCCCAACUUCCUGAGCAACGCCUUUACCAGCACCGCCAAGUACCAGCUGCUCUUUGCGCUCAAGGUGCUCAACAUGAUGCCGGAAGAGAAGCUGGCUGAGGCUUUGGCAGCUGCCACUGAGAAGCAAAAGAAAGCCCUGGAGAAACUCCUCCCAUCUUCCUCCUGAGCACAGGCUGCAGGCAGCUCCAGGACAUGGCAUGGAAGCACUGGCCAGGUGUACAGAAUGACAACCGCAGAGCCACCACAGACACGAAGGUCACCACUGGCAGUCUCCUAUGGCCCGAUGUCCAGAAGGACACCUCCGUGAAGCUAACAAAGUUUCCACAGCACCUGCUUGGCCUGGUAAGGAAAGCUGUGCUCCGGCCCGGCCUGAGCGCCUGUUCCGCCUUAGAGCCUCGAUGAAGUGGCCAGCACGUGGGGGCAAAGGCACUUCAUUCUGUAAAUAAAAUACCUGUACCUUG